Messenger RNA from Phodopus roborovskii (desert hamster), 1024 nucleotides. Its product is annotated as ufm1-specific protease 1. The record is from RefSeq and is a predicted model, not a curated record. The transcript has 2 exons. Lineage: Eukaryota; Metazoa; Chordata; Mammalia; Rodentia; Cricetidae. The coding region runs from base 1 to 834 and encodes 277 amino acids.
AUGUCUGGGGCCGAACUCCCUUCCCUGCGGUGCCUUCGCCCCUCUGGGCCGCCAAUAAACUGUUACAGCCACUGGAUUCUGUGCGACUGCCGGGAACCCCAGAAAAGACCGAGAACCCGGAUUCGUCCCGCCUCGGUGACAGCUGCCCCACUGAGCGCCCUGGAGCUGCUGAAGGACGUGCACCUGGGCCUGGCUCUGCCCUGCCAGAGUCCAGCCCGACUGGCCCUCGUCUCGGGCCACUACCUUUACUAUCACUACGGCUGCGAUGGACUGGAUGACCGCGGCUGGGGAUGUGGCUACCGCACCCUGCAGACACUGUGCUCUUGGCCAAAGGGCCAGUCCUCUGGCGUGCCCGGGAUGGCAGCCAUACAGGCUGCCCUAGAAGACAUGGGCGACAAGCCCCCCGGGUUCCGGGACUCCCGGAACUGGAUCGGCUGUGUGGAAGCUAGCCUCUGCCUUGAACACUUCGGAGGACCUCAGGGGCGCCUAUGCCACGUGCCCCGUGGAGCCGGGCUUCUGGAAGAACUGGAGCGGCUCUAUUCCCACUUCAAGGAGGGCGGCGGUCCAGUAAUGGUGGGAGGGGAUGCAGAUGCUCAGUCCAAGGCUUUGCUGGGAGUCUGUGAGGGGCCAGCUAGGGAAGCCUAUGUACUGAUACUGGAUCCACACUACUGGGGCACUCUGAAAAGCCGUAGUGAACUGCAAGCUGCCGGAUGGGUGGGCUGGCGAAAGGUAAGCAGUGUCUUUGAUUCCAAUUCCUUCUACAACCUGUGCUUGACCAGAAAUAACCUGACUCCACACACCCUGCCUGCACUGUGGGACAGGCCCCGGAACUGAGUCUGGUCAGAGGCACCUACUUCUUACAGGUCCCCAACAGAGAAGUCUCUUCCAGCACCAAAAGUCCGGGGACAGGGACAACGACAAAGGCAACUAGAUCUGAGUUCAAAGCCAGCCUGGCCUACCCAGCAAGUUCUAGGCUAGCCAGGGUUACAGACACUGUUCUGAAAAUAAUAAUAAACUGGCAUAA